This is a messenger RNA of Naegleria fowleri, 3144 nucleotides long. RefSeq lists its product as uncharacterized. The transcript has 2 exons. Lineage: Eukaryota; Heterolobosea; Eutetramitea; Acrasida; Naegleriidae. The coding region runs from base 1 to 3144 and encodes 1047 amino acids. The record is from RefSeq and is a predicted model, not a curated record.
AUGUUUCGAUACCCUAUAAAUACCAUACAAGUGUUUGUACUUGUUCUUGCAACUCUUUCAAUAGUUGCUCUUCUUCAGGUGAGAAGAGUUCAUUCCAUCACCGCUUUCACACCUCUCGAUCUCAUUUACACACAAUACAUGGGAAACAAUAUGCUUCAAAAUCCCAAUUUCACACUCACUCAAAACAUUCCAAAUUCGAGUCCUUUUCAAAAUUGGAAUAUUGUUUAUUCCGGUUCCAAUAUUCAAAAUGUCGCUUCUGGUGGAGCUUUGAGUGGAAAUGCUGUGAAAUUAGUGGGUGUGAAUAAUGGACUCGUUCAAACAGUGACUUUGAAUCAAUCAACAAGAAAAGUGGUGUUUUUCUCAGCAUGGAGUAAGGCAGAAGGUGUUACUGGAAAUGUUGAUUCUGAUUAUUCGUUUUAUAUUGAUGUGAAAUAUCAAGAUGAUACUCCUUUAUAUGGACAGAUUUUGUCAUUUGACGUUGGUACGACGAAUUGGAAUUACAAGUAUGGAUUUAUCAUUCCAGAGAAGCCAAUCAAGAGUAUGAGCGUUCUUGUGUUGUUUAGAAACUCUCAUAGUGGAAGUGUUUAUUUCUCUAAUUUGGUAAUUUCUGAAUUGAAUAUUGGAGCUGAUCUUGUUCAAAGUUUGGAUGGAGUUGUGAUGACUAAAUUGACCAAUCCUCAAUCCCUUGGUUCCAUUCAUACGUUGAGUACGUCCGAUGGUCUCUCUUUGAGAUUUGACAAGUCCUCAGGUAUAGUGGCUGGUGUCACCAUUGAUAGCCAAACAGUGGCAUCUGACAGUAGCCAAAUCUAUGGAGGUGUUUUUGUCAAGGACAUGCAAUUAGGUGCCACAAAAUCCAACAUGUACCUGCCUACUCCAAGUAAGGUAACUGCAACUUUUAAUACAUUCAGAACAGAGUCUUAUCUUUCUGAAUUAGAACUUUCUAUCAAUACGACAUUCAAGUCAGAUGUCGACAUUGCGAAAACAAUUUCCAUUCGAGUCGAUAUUGAAAACAAGAGAAAUGUGUUGAAUCGAGCACUCUCUGUCUAUGUGGCCAUUCCUGUGAGUAAUAUGAAUUUGGACUGGAUUUGGGGAGAUUUUAUUCGAUCUUCGAGAGGAAUUGUUGAUUUUUAUCCAAAAGAGUUCAAUCGAAUGUCACAACGAGUGUCAACGAAUCAAUAUUUGUCAUCUACUCCAUUUUGGGGCAUGUCGACCAACUUGACAAGCAACAAUGUUGGAUUGGGAUUUGGUAUUCCAUUGGACUCUCCCAGAAUUGUUCGAUUUACCUACAAUGCUGUUUGCAAACUUUUCUACGCAGUUAUUGAUUUAGGUAUUUCACAACUGCCAACAGCCAUUUCAAAUAAGGCAUGGAUCGAUUUAGUAUUAUACAAACUGGACAAAACAGAAACAACUAUUGGCAAUGUCAAAACACCUCUUCCUUACCCAGCAAGAAGUGCAGCUUUAGGUUACUAUUCCAGAUUCCCUCAAUUCUAUCAACGAAGAAUUUCUCCAGAAACAGAAGGUCUCUGGGUCGCUUUCAGUGACAUUUCUCCCAUUCAAAAUAUUUCUGAUUUUGGAAUUAGUGUUCAUGAAAUUGGUGCAGGAAGUCCUCAAAGAAUUGUGAAUUUUGCAAAACAAAAUGGAAUCAAGGCAUUUAGAUACUUGUCAGAACCAUUCUCCUCAUGGGUUAGUUUGCAAUCCACUUCAGUCGAUCCAACCAAUUACACUCAAGUGUUGGAUUACUUGAAACAAAAUGCAGCAAAUCCAAAUUCUCCUAUUCAGGCACAAGCUCAAUAUACUCUCGUUUCGGGAAUUAAGGAUCCAGACACUGGUUUGUAUCGAUACACAAGUGAGAACAAGCCAUGGUGCCCUGUGAAGUGCGCUCUGUUUGAUUUAACUCCGCUGCCAAAUGUCAAACCAGAUGCCUCUCUUCCAAGUAAUUAUAUCAGUAAGGCAGACAAUGAUUGGAACGCAAAAUUUAUAAGUGACUAUACCAAUCCAUUAAGCCCCAUGUUCAACUUGAGUGGUGAAUAUUUAGAUUCUUUCCCAGCUAAUGCUUGGUUACUCGAUUACACACCUGAUCAUGUGAAAGCCGUCGCACAACCAAUUUUAUCUUUCGAUGCCACUCAACCACAACGUGUUGGAAUUAUCCAAAUCUUUGCCACGUAUUACUUUUCUAAAAACAUUCGAGAUUACUUGACUUCGAUUGGUCGUUACUUUAUGACUAAUGGUGCUUCAUCAUUGGGUGUUUCAUGGGGAGUUGAUUUAUUUGAUUAUACAGGUCAAGAAAUGAAAUGGGUCUCUAAUGGAAAGUUUGUUCCCUAUGCAGAUGAAGCAUUAUGUUUUUCAAGAUCGAAUUUUAAUCAGAAACCUUACGGAUAUUUAAUGAAUAUUGAUUAUACAUUAUUGACACAUGACAUUAUGGAACAAUACAUGCAUUAUACCACCUUUUAUGGACUUUAUCCGAGCUCAUUUUCAGGUGAUGCUAGUUCGAAUCCAUUUUGGUCCAUUCCAGCAGCUUAUGAACCCAAUCGAGAUUUAUUUAAGAAAUAUGUUCCAAUUAUUAAGAAAUUGAAUCGAAAUGGAUGGCAAGUCAUGACAGGUGUCAAGGGAUUUGUAAAUGGAACUGAAAAUGAUCUAGUUCAAAACUCACCAACUCUCGUCGCUCCUCCAAAAGUGUUAUUUGAACGAUUUUCAGUGCUUUCACUUUCACAGGAAGUAUAUGUGACCGUCAUGAUCACUCAACCAGCUUUUUAUUCAAAAAUUACCAUCUUACUCGAUUUGGAUAUCAUUUCCAAUGGUCAACUCAAAACGAGUGAUGUCAAUUGCAAUGCCAUUAGCGCCUAUUCCUUAAUGACCAAACAAAACAUGACCAUUGUCAAGGACAAUUUUUGCACCUAUUUUGGUGUUGAAUUUGUGGCCACUCCUUAUAAUUCAGCUUGGAAUCAAUACACAGAAGUGAUUGCAUUAAGUGUUGUGGGAAAGGCACAACCAACAUCAUCACCAAAACCUUCCAAGUCGUCGUUGCCAAGUGUGAGUACAAAUAAUUCGACUCGAGUCAAUGGGGCGGUAAAGGGAGGUUGGAAUAAGAUGGAAUGGAUGAGGGUUGUGUUUGUCAUGAUGAUGACUGUGAUUUCAAUCAUGUGA